CAAAUUCUAUUAAGCACCUUCAAUUUUCUUCCAACUCUCGAUUUCUCGAUUCUCAAAAAUCAAAAUCCCUAAUUUAAUUCCAAUCCCCUUUUUGUCCCCCCAAAUUAUGGAUCAAAGAUCCAACCUUUUAUCAACGUUUACAAUUCGUUUGCUCAUAACUCCUCUGUGAAAGUAAAAAAUGGCGAACUCGGAAACUCAGAAGUGAGAUCCCACUUCAUCUCGAUGCAUCAGACUGCGUUCGAUCAAACACCAUCUCGAAUUUUUCACCCGGUAAGCGAUUUCCAUACCCUUUUCGUAAUUUAGUCAUCUGGGUAAUUUGAAUUCUGUUCAUAUUUAUUGGAAUUUGAUCAUGAAACCCCAAAGAUGUGGUUUUUUCCCGGACGAAGUCGUCCUCCAAAUCCUCUCAAAACUACCCAUUAAGUCGCUGUUCAGGAGCAAAACUGUUUGUAAACUUUGGUACAGAUUGGUUUCCGAUAAGUAUUUCAUUCAAUUGUACAAUGAGACGUCUGCUAAGAACCCUACGUUAUUGGUUGAGGUUUCGGAUUCGUCGGGAUCGAAAUCCGAUUUGAUUGUCGUGGAUAAUCGGAGGGGUGUUUCCGAAUUUUCAUUAGAUUUCUUGAGGGAUAGGGUUAAGGUCAGAGCAUCCUGUAAUGGCUUGUUGUGUUGCUCUAGCAUUCCUGAUAAGGGUGUUUACUAUGUUUGUAAUCCCAUUACUCGGGAGUUCAGGUUGCUUCCGAAGAGUAGGGAGCGCCAUGUGACCCGAUUUUACCCUGAUGGUGAGGCAACCCUGGUGGGAUUGGCUUGCAAUUUGUCCACUCAGAAGUUUAAUGUUGUUUUAGCGGGCUACCAUCGGACUUUUGGUCAUAGGCCGAAUGGAACUUUUGUAUGUAUGAUAUUUGAUUCUGAGUCGGGCAAAUGGAGGAAGUUUGUUUCGUUUCAGGAUGAUCAGUUCACCCAUAUGAAUAAGAGCCAAGUCGUGUUUGUUAAUGGUGCACUUCAUUGGUUGACUGGUAGUUCCUGUAUUCUCGUGCUCGAUUUGGAGUUUGAUGUUUGGAGGAAGAUGUCAUUGCCGGAACAAGUGACCUGUGUGUCCGGAAAUAGGUUUUACUUGUUGGAGUCAGAUGGUUGCCUGUCGGUGAUCCAGAUUUCAGAUGCUUGGAUGAAAAUUUGGGUGUUGAAAGGUUACGGGAGAGAGGAGUGGCAUUUGGUGGAUACGGUGAGUCUUCGAUGUAUCAAAGGACUUGUGCCGGGCAUCUUCCCCAUAUGUCAGACUGGUGAAUGCGUUUUCUUGGCAACCCACAAGCAGAUAUUGGUAUUUUAUCGCAAGACUCGUGUGUGGAAAGAGAUGUACUCUGUGAAGAACAGCUCUACACUCCCGUUGUGGUACUCGGCACAUGCAUUUCGGAGCACGAUUUUGUCUUGUCAGUAAGAUGUGAAACUACAUGUCAUGCACUUGUUCUGUACAUGGAUUUCCUAUGUUAAUUAUCUGUAUAUGUUUGGCCGUUGGGGUUUGUCAACAGCUAUCAACAUUUGACUUAUGCAGUAUAAAUAAUCCUAUGCUUUUGGUCGUGGCA
Pyrus x bretschneideri (Chinese white pear) is the source of this 1574-nucleotide messenger RNA. RefSeq names its product F-box protein At5g49610. NCBI's taxonomy places the organism in Eukaryota, Viridiplantae, Streptophyta, Magnoliopsida, Rosales, Rosaceae. The coding region runs from base 350 to 1429 and encodes 359 amino acids. The record is from RefSeq and is a predicted model, not a curated record. Gene Ontology annotation, molecular function: protein binding. The transcript has a single exon.